Molecule: messenger RNA, 4836 nt
Organism: Aspergillus clavatus NRRL 1
Lineage: Eukaryota; Fungi; Ascomycota; Eurotiomycetes; Eurotiales; Aspergillaceae
Product: putative ABC transporter
Exons: 3
Coding region: 1-4836 (1611 amino acids)
Biological process (GO): transmembrane transport; lipid transport
Cellular component (GO): membrane; intracellular membrane-bounded organelle
Molecular function (GO): lipid carrier activity; ATP binding; ABC-type transporter activity
Source: RefSeq, a predicted model, not a curated record
AUGUUGGGUCUCUUCUUCAGACAGGUCUGGACUCUGACCGUCAAGAAUCUCCUGAUUGUCCUGGUCCGGCCAACCUUCACAACCACGCUCAGAGCUCUAGUUUUACCAGUAAUAUUCGUAGCUUUUAUAUCUUUUGCGAAGAAUCUAUUCAUCCCCCCUGCCGAGUAUGGAAUUGGCAGCCCUACCCCUGUUCGCUCUCUAGGAGAUGCGCUAGGUGCUGUCUCUGGAUCCAGAGAUAAAGUGGUCUUUGUCCAUAAUGGCUUGACCGGUGGUGAUAUCGAACAAGUCAUAAAUCGAGUCGCCGAGCCUGUUAGAACCACGCAGAAACAAGUCCAGGUGCUCUCAUCUGAAAAUGAGCUACGAGAGCUCUGCCGAACUUCGCUACGUGGAGUGUCCUCUUGCGUCGCUGCAGCGGUUUUCUAUUCCUCUCCAACUGAAGGACCAGGCGGACACUGGAAUUACUCCAUCAGAACAGAUGGGGCCCUCGGUGUUGGGAUCAAGGUCGACCAGAGAGAUAAUGACCAAGAGACUUACCUUCUCCCUUUCCAGCACUCGAUUGACUGGGCCAUCGCUCAGGCCAAUGCGUCAAGUGAACAGAAUGCAUUGCCGAACGAACUUCUGGAAUACCCGUUUACUUCCUUGACCCAGGCCGAACGCAAAGAUCAGAUCCGGACUCGGUAUAUGGGCGCAAUUAUCGACAUUAUUGCUGUGGCUAUUUUCAUCGAAGUGGUGGGAGUCACAUACCAACUCACGGGUCUGAUUGCGAUGGAGCGAGAGCUAGGCAUGAGCCAGCUGAUCGAUUGCAUGAUGCCUAGCCACUCUCACUGGCAAUCCCAAGCUGCCCGUUUCAUCUCAGCACAUCUGGCGCUAGAUAUCGUGUACGGUCCAGCAUGGGUCAUUGCUGGUAUCAUCCUUAAAUACGGGGUCUUUCGCAGGACAUCUGCUGGGAUUCUAGUCAUCUACAAUAUUUUGGCCGGUCUUUCGUUGGCGUCAUUCUCUGUGUUCGGAGCCUCUUUCUUCAGGAAAGCUCAACUCAGUGGUAUCUCGAUCGUCAUCGCUUGCUUGUUACUGGGGGUCAUCGCGCAGCUUGCCCCUGCCUCAUCAAGUGGAGCAGUCGGAAUUCUGAGUCUCCUGUUUCCGCCGAUGAAUUUUGUCUACUUCUUUGUCCUCAUGGCUCGAUGGGAGCGACAGAAUUUGCCUACGAACCUUGUGCACGCAGCUCCCAAUAGUUCGCAUUCGAUUCCUGGCAUUGCCUUUUGGAUACUUCUGAUUGUUCAGAUCAUCGUCUACCCUGUCCUUGCCGCUGUCGUUGAGCGGGCACUAUACGGCACAACUUCCAAAAGUCGAAAGAUACUGAACACCGAUGACCCCACCGCCCUAAGUCUGAACGGAUUUACUAAGACUUAUCGCCCGAGUUGGUUCUAUAGAAAUGUGGCGUCGCGGUUCGGAAGUACGCGACAGAGCGUGUAUGCUGUGAAUGACCUUUCCAUGAACGUCAGGAAAGGGGAAAUCGUUGUACUUCUCGGUGCCAAUGGUUCAGGGAAAUCCACAACCCUGGACGCCAUCUCUGGUCUUACCACAAUCUCUUCUGGAAGUAUAGAUAUCAACUAUGGCGGCUCGGGCGGAAGAUUUGGUCUCUGUCCACAGAAGAAUGUUCUCUGGGAUACACUCACCGUGAAGGAGCAUGUGAAGAUAUUCAAUAAGCUGAAGAGUACCGGAGAAGUGGACAAGGAUGACGAGCUAUUGAAGCUACUGGAUGACUGUGACUUGUCGCACAAAGUGAACGCACGCUCGAAAACACUCUCGGGUGGUCAGAAACGAAAAGUGCAACUGGCCAUGAUGCUUACUGGCGGCUCAUCCAUCUGUGCCGUCGACGAAGUGUCCUCUGGGAUUGACCCGAUUGCCCGCGCCAAGAUAUGGGAUAUUCUUUUGGCCGCAAGAGGAUCAAGGACGAUCCUCCUCACCACCCACUUUCUGGACGAGGCGGAUCUUCUUGCUGAUCACAUCACCAUUCUGUCCAAAGGUGUGCUCAGAGCUCAAGGUUCAAGCGUUGAGUUGAAGGAUCGAUUGGGCUCAGGUUACCGGAUUCAUGUCCUCAACGUCCCAGGUUCUGAGAAGGUGACUGGUUCUGAGUUCGAGAACAUCCCAAAAGAAGUUCAUUUCGAUGAUACCGUCUACACAGUGAAAGAUUCCGCAACAGCCUCUCGCCUAAUGUCGAUGCUAGAACAGAAAGGUAUAACAGAAUACCGGGUCAGCGGCCCAACAAUCGAGGAUGUAUUCCUUAAAGUCGCCGAGGAGUUGGAUUCAAAUUCGGUCCAUGAGGAGAUCAGCGUUGGCCAAAAAGGGACAAUUGUUUCUGAAAAGAAUGCUACAGAUGGUGAACAUGGAGGGCUGCAGCUGCUAACUGGCAAGCGCAUCAGCAUGCUCCUUCAGUCCUGGUAUCUGUUUCGCAAAAGGGCUACGAUCUUGCGUCGCAACCCAGUUCCGUAUCUCGCUGCGCUGCUGAUUCCGGUGAUUGCGGCUGGUCUCGUUACGCUUUUUUUGAAAGACGCAACGAAGCCCACUUGUUCAGGGGAGAGCACAUAUCGUGCAUCUAGCUCGGAGUCAUUGGCGUCGCAGAAUAACUUCAAGUUUGUCAUAGGGCCUUCAGAUAUGAUAACGCCGUCUGUUCUCGAGAACUUUGUCAGCUCUCUCUCUGGCUUUACUAAGCCCGCCCAGAAAGAGUCCCUAGAUGUCGAGUCUCACUUCCACCUUGUGAACAGUCUUGCGGAAUUCGACGAUUACAUUUCCACCAACUAUGCCAAUGUGACUCCGGGUGGUUUCUAUCUGGGAGACACAAACUCUGCUCCCACAUUCGCAUGGAAAGGCGACAACGGAGAAUUCCCAUUGUCUGCUUUCGCCCAGAAUGCUCUGGAUAACAUCAUCACGGGCACACCCAUUCACUUUCAGUUCCAGUACUUCGACAUCCCGUGGCAGUCAGGUGCUGGGAAAACCCUACAGCUGAUCGUAUACUUUGGACUUGCAAUGGCAGUUUACCCUGCACUGUUUUCCCUCUAUCCUACCGUUGAACAGCUGAAAAAUGUUCGAGCAUUACACUUCAGCAACGGCGUGAGAGGUGUUUCGCUUUGGCUGGCGUACCUGACAUUCGACUUUUGCAUUGUCGUCGCAUCGAGCGUCCUUGCGAUCAUCAUUUUCAGAGCCGUAUCCGAUGUUUGGUACCACGCCGAGUAUCUAUUCGUGGUCUUCUUUCUCUACGGAUUGUGCUCGACGAUACUUGCGUAUGUGGUAUCUCUGUUCUCCAAAUCUCAACUCGCGGCUUUCGCAAUUGCAGCUGGCGGGCAGUGCGUAUUAUUCUUGAUCUACUUCAUCGCAUAUAUGUCCGUCUUAACCUAUGCGCCGACCCAAAAAGUGGAUGAUUACCUGCAGGUCACACACUUUACCAUUGGUAUCAUCUCGCCAACAGGAAAUCUUCUUCGAGCAUUGUUUACUGCCCUCAAUACAUUCUCGAUCUUAUGUCGUGGGCGCGAAAUUGCCUCAUACCCAGGUGAGAUCACCCUCUAUGGAGGGCCUAUCCUCUACCUGAUUCUUCAAUCUUUGGUUUUGUUUGGGCUACUCCUAUGGGUUGACAGAGGGCCAACUUUCUCAAUGUUGCGUAGAACCAAGAACAAGGAUGAGGAAGAGAAGAACGCUGUCGAUGGAGACGUUGCUGCUGAAUUGGCACGAGUGGCCGACUCAACCGAUGGUCUACGGGUUUUGCACCUUAGCAAGAAGUUCAAGAAAUUUGUCGCUGUGGACGAUGUGACGUUUGGAGUGCCGAAGUCUCAAGUUUUUGCUCUCUUAGGGCCAAAUGGGGCUGGCAAGACGACCACCAUCACUCUCAUUCGUGGAGACAUGCAGCCUUCUGACAAUGGAGGGGACAUUCUUGUGAAUGAGGUUUCUGUGUUGAAGAACCGAGCAGCCGCACGUUCCCACCUCGGAGUUUGUCCACAAUUUGAUGCAAUGGAUCAGAUGACCGUCAUUGAGCAUUUGGAGUUCUAUGCCCGCAUCCGCGGAGUGCCUGAUGUGAAGCACAAUGUCACGGAAGUCAUCCGUGCUGUCGGAUUGACCAGCUUCCAGGACCGCAUGGCGACAAAACUGUCAGGAGGAAAUAAGCGCAAGCUUUCUCUUGGCAUUGCAUUGAUGGGCAAUCCCCAGGUCCUCCUGCUCGACGAACCGAGUUCCGGAAUGGAUGCAGCUUCGAAGCGUGUUAUGUGGAAGACACUAGCAUCUGUGGUCCCGGGACGCUCCAUCGUGCUCACGACUCAUUCAAUGGAGGAGGCAGACGCUCUAGCGACUCGGGCGGGGAUUAUGGCUAAACGCAUGCUGGCCCUCGGCACUACCGAUUACCUGAGGAAGAAGUACGGUAACAAAUAUCACGUUCAUCUUGUCCAUUCACGAGCGCCACACACCACAGAUGCAGACAUGGCCCGUAUUCGCGAGUGGGUGCAAGACAGCUUUCCUAGCGCUGUUAUUGAGCAGAAGACAUACCAUGGACAGGUGCGAUUCAGUGUCCCUGCAACGGCAGAGAUCAUCCCGUCAAAUGAGAAGAGUAUCGAGCGCGACAAAGCCUCCGUCACGGCAGAUAAGUUCGGACGUGAUGUCAGCGAUGAGCCGGAUGUUCAACGACAAGAGCCCAAAGCCACCAAUAACAACAUUGUUAGCAAACUAUUCUCGAAAUUGGAGCAGGGCAGGGCCCUGCUUGGUAUUCAGUACUACUCUGUCAGCCAAACCACUCUCGAUCAAGUCUUUCUUACCAUUGUUGGGCAGCAUCGAGUCGAAGAGGAGAAUUCUGGGUAG